Molecule: messenger RNA, 4795 nt
Organism: Chara braunii
Lineage: Eukaryota; Viridiplantae; Streptophyta; Charophyceae; Charales; Characeae
Source: the annotation of a GenBank genome assembly
CUUAGUGGCCUGAUGACUGGGACGAUGAUGAUGUGAAGGAAAAAGAUAGGCUUUUCUGGAACAGCUCCGAGCAGACCUGGACAUGGUGGCUGGAUCCUGGAGCAGAUGGCGGAUGCCAAGAGUUGAGCUGUCAAGGGAAACAGAAGACGGUCAAAGUUGGCAUGUCUUCGACUCUCUGGCGUUCAAGAAUGUGGCUGAAAGAACAGGGCAUGCGUACCUCAUUUUAGAGCAAGGAAUUGGGUCUAUGUAUUCCAUCAUGGUCACGUGACCGGAGUCAAGGGCAUUGGGCCGGACGAGUAAAUGAGGACUGCACUCUCUCUGAUUCUCUCCGGUCAACUUUGCAAGGGUCUAUUUGUCGAUGGGUUAAACCAGUUUUUGUCUUGGUUCCCAACCAUCACGUCCAUAUUUUCACCCUAACACACACGCAGACACACACGCAGACACACACGCAGACACACACAAAGAGAGAGAGAGAGAGAGAGAGAGAGAGAGAGAGAGAGAGAGAGAGAGAGAGAGAGAACGGAUUUAAGCCAGCAUGGUGGCAUUGAUUACUGCUUGUGGCCAUCGCUCCCUGCACAGUGUGGAAAAGGUGUCUCUAUUGAUAUAGAAAAUGGUGGAAGAACUUGUUGCAGGUGUGAAGGCAGAAGAUUUUGAGUGGAUGAGUCGCUUCAGGAUUGUGGGUUUCGGUGUAUAUUGAUCGAGUGAGCACGUGAUGUACGGAAGUUUUGGGGGUGCUAUGGAAGGCGUGCCUUCCGAUUGUUCUGUGCGAAAUCAAGGUUUUGUUAUCCUCGAGUGCUGAUGAGAUGCAGAGCGUAUUGCUCUGGUCCUGUGCCAGCCGGUGCCAAUCAGUGAGCUGGAUAUUGCCGAGUCGUUUAUGGGUUAUAUCAUCGCUAUCAAUUCUUCUGUUGGUCAUAAACCAUGGUCAAUGAGUUCUCUGCCUCCGAUUGCAUCUCAUUAGUGUAAGUGCGGUUGGUGUUCUCACGUCACAGGACCGCGCGCUAGAGAGAGAGAGAGAGAGAGAGAGAGAGAGAGAGAGAGAGAGAGAGAGAGAGAGAGAGAGAGAGAGAGAGAGAGAGAGAGAGAGANAGAGAGAGAGAGAGAGAGAGAGAGAGAGAGAGAGAAGGUAAGGUUAGGCGAAAAUGAAGCCGAUCUUUUGCGGCAACUUUGAGUACGAUGCAAGGCAGUCGGAAAUCGAACGACUGUUCACGAAGUUUGGAAGAGUUGAAAGGGUGGAUAUGAAACCAGGCUAUGCGUUUGUAUACAUGGAAGAUGAUCGUGAUGCUGAAGAGGCAAUCCGUGCACUCCACCUCAUCGAAUUUGGACGUCAGAGAAGACGUCUGUGUGUGGAGUGGGCCAAGCGUCGUAUGCAGGGAGAUGGCGCAAUCAAGAGGGGAGAAGAAGCAAGGAGGUCUGAAACAAGGAAUCGCCCAACAAAAACCUUGUUUGUUGUGAACUUCGAUCCUGUACAUACAAGGGUCAGAGAUUUGGAGAGACACUUUGAGCCUUAUGGCAAGCUUGUCAGGACACAAAUCCGGAAAAACUUCGCAUUUGUUCAGUACGAGAGCCAGGAGGAUGCAACCAGGGCAUUGGAGCACACAAACUUAAGACGCAGAUGCCCAGGCUCGCCGCAAGGAAGCGACAGACUCAAGUACAGACACUUUGAACCGAACGGCGACGAGGCAACACCGGAAGAGCAGCAUAAGGAGUUCAUGGCCAAGCUCGUGACCAGGUUGGUUUAUACUUGUAACCACCUACAGUCCGAGCUGGCGAACCUCCAGCGGGCCGUGCGGAACCGUAAGACUCAGCACGAGGAUGCCACAUGGGCACUGGAUGCCCGUGUACUGGACCUGGAACAGGCUGUACCAGGACCAGAUGCUGGGGCUUCCACCAGUGCAUCCUCUAGCCGCCAACAGGAGGAACGCGUUGACCAUGUAGUGGCAAUGCUAGGAGACAUAAGUGCCUUCACAGAGCCGGCCACCAUCAGCGAGCGGUUCGAGUUGCUGGACACUAAGAUCAAUCAGCAGCAGCCGACCGACCACAGCCACAACAACAGCUCGGCAAGGCCAUACAAGAUGCCGACGUUCCGGAUCGAGAAAUUUGAUGACUACACACAUAAAGACCCGGUCGUCUGGUGGCAAGGAUUUACAACGGAGUUGGGGAUCCACGAGGUCCCUGACCAUCUGUUCAUCAGUGCUCUGUUCAUCAACACCAAGGGAGGAUGUCAGAUCUGGCUCAGCCACAUGGCAACCAUCCACGGCGUCCAGGUUUCAAACCUGCAUAAGAAGGUCUCCUGGGAGGAUAUGACAAAGGAAUGGAAGAAGCGGUUCAUAGUGGAUGACACGCCUGCGCUCGCCAUCAACUGCAUCUUCACGAUGGCUCAAGGGAGCACACCGACACGUGACUGGCUCACGGAUUGGCAGAAGAUCGUGGCCACGCCCGAUCUGGACCCUGCCAUUUCCGCAUCUGCGCCGCCCGCACAGAGUAAUACCGGAGCGGCCCAUCCGCCACGAGAUCAUCCUCGAGGACGGGGUAUGACAACGGAGUUCCGACACAUGCUGGAUCGGUUUGUACUCAUCUACCUCGACGACAUCUUGGUGUAUAGUCGGAGUUUGGACGAGCAUGUGGAACACCUGCACACCCUUUUGGAGCGGCUACGACAAGCCAAGUACAAAGCAAACUGCGACAAGUGCGAGUUCGCACAGCAGGAGCUGGAAUACUUGGGACACUAUGUGACGCCGCAAGGCAUCCCUCCACUUGCGGACAAGAUCAAGGCCCUAGGAGUAUGGCCCGAGCCCACCAACACCACGGACGUUCGUUCAUUCAUGGGAUUGGCGGGCUACUAUCAGCGAUUCAUCACCGGAUACUCCAGGAUUGCUGCACCUAUGACGAGGUUACAGUCGCCAAAGGUGCCAUUCGUAUUCGAUGACGACGCACGCCGGUCAUUCCAAGCACUUAAGACGGCUAUGCUCAUGGCACCCGUCCUUAGCAUUUAUGACCCCACCCUGCCGACACGAGUGACUACGGACGCUUCCGGCUAUGGCUUUGGGGCAGUCUUGGAACAGCACGACGGCGACGACUGGCACCCUGUGGWGUAUUUCAGCCACAAAGUGCCUCCCAUCAACUCGCUUGAUGAUGCAAGGAAGAAGGAGCUGCUCGCAUUCGUGAUGGCUCUCAAACGUUGGCGGCACUUCCUCCUUGGGCGUCGUAGGUUCACAUGGAUCACAUACAACAAUCCACUGACCUACUACAAGACGCAGGACACGAAAGAUUGGGUUGACCGCCUCCCCGACAUCGAGUUUGCCUACAACACUUCGGUGCACCUGGCGAUCGGCGUGACUCCAUUCGAGUUGAACCACGGUGGACGGAAAGGCCGCAUCUUCGCCGACCUUCUCCUCCCUCGACCAGCCAAUAUUGACGCCGCUUGCUCUCCCGCUUCCGUUCGGAAGUACAGGGACUUGCUGACUCAAACCCGCGCAAAUAUGCAAAAGGCUCAAGUCCGCAUGCAGCAGCAAGCCAACAGGCGUCGCGUACCAUGUCCCAUCCGCGCCGGUCAUCUGGUUUGGGUCUCCGUGGAAGAGUUUGCACUGGAACAGGAUGUUUCACGCAAACUGCUUCCCAAGUGGUUUGGACCGUGGUCUGUGACAGCAGCCGCGGGCGAUGAGCCCGAUGGCCCUUCAUUUGUGAUCAACAUUUCAGAGCAUCCGACGGUCCAUCCGGUCUUCCACGCCUCGAAGCUGGCAACAUACACGCCAGCCAAGAGCGACGACUUUUCGGGCCGACGAUCGCAGGACCCUCCUUCUAUGGAUGGCCAUCAGGAAGUUGACCCGAUCGCAAGUACGGCAGCAAGUCGCGGCAGAGCAGAUUUGAAAGCAUCCGCACCGCUGAUCUACGCUCACUAUGAACGUCAAAGGUUAGCCAAGGAAGCUUCACGACCUGCCCCUGCCACCCGGACUGUGGUCCCUCCCUCAGACAGACAGCUUCGCCCUCGCAGCAAACUUGACAAGAGAGUGAUCAUCGUUGAAUAUGCUGCACGAGAAGAUGGAGCCCCUCAAAGAGGAUUCCGCCGAGGCCGCAGUCCAAGUCCAGGACGGCUUCUAAGUAGAGGCGGCAGUGCGAAUUACCGCAGUCGGUCGCCCCCACGGAGGUACAGGAGCAGAUCACCGGACUAUGGGCCUUACCCUCGUCGGCCAACAUCCCCAAGAAGGUUGAGCGAAUCGCCUGACUACGCGCCGUACUCACGUCGAUGAGCUCAGCAGAAGGCAUCGCUUCUGUGUCAACAUUCUGCGCUUGCUGCAAUGUUUGAGUACUUAGGGAGGGGGCAUUUAAACAGGUGUACGAACUUUGUUGUGGCCUUCACUUCUUUCUUCCCAGCCGAAGGCCCUGACAUCUAUGCAUGCUUCAUGCUGGUCCAAAGUGUUCUUUAGUUUGAUGUCAGGGGCCGAGGAGGUAUCAUGAUGGAAUCUUAUCGCUAGGCGGCCUUCUGAUAAUCAGUGCUCUUGUCCUCCGGAGCGGAGAUGAAGCAGGAAGUGUUCUUCUGCUGCUGCCAUGUGAAGUCAAACUCUCGUGACUUGAAAGGGAACACAGUUCAAUAUACAGAAUAAGGAAUUAUGUUUGUCUGAAGAUGUCUGCACCUAAAGGGACCGUGUUUGCUGUGGUUGCUCUGUUAUUCUGAAAAGGAUUCCAUGAUUGCGGCCACGUCUGGCUUUAUUGUUUUUUGGUCAGCCGCGGGUUAAGGUCUUGGGUAUGAAGUUGUACAGGUUAUUACUUUUGGCCAUGUUAGGCACAUACCCAUGUU